GUUGACAUUUGAAACAGCAUACUACUCUUACUAUUUCUGACUGCAAUAUAAAGCUAGUAUGCAGUUAUCAAUGCAGCCACAUUUCCUAUUGAAACAGGAAGUUGGGGUGGAUGCAUUAAAGACCUUGACCUUUUUUAAAACAACCAGUAGCCUUUCAUUUUCAUGACAACCCGAGAGUAUCCACAGUUUUUACUGAGGAUGAAAGCAAUGAAGACUCUUUACAAUGAACAGCGGACUAUUUCUCACCAAUUCCCGAGUGAUGAAGAAGAAAAUUAUUCUGCAUUUGUUUUUGGAUUAUGGAUCUGAGGGAGAAGAUCCUGAUGAAGGAUGAGGAUGACAGAGCAAUUAUGCUUGUCAGAUACCCCCCAGCUGAAGAAGCUUCUGUUAAAUAAGAGUCAUCUUACCUUUAAGAGCUGUUGCGUUACUACAGAGGGCGGUGCAGGGGCAGCAGUGUGAUGGAGGCUGGCCCUGGGGCGUGAGUUUACUCCAGCUAACUCCAAAACAGCUGAAGAUAGGGGGGCUGAAAGAGACACCAGUGAUCCUCGCUCAAGGAGGGGCAUAAAAACACUUCAGGUGCUUUUUGAUCGGGUUUUAUAAGGAGAUCUCUGCUGGAUCUCCCUCACUGCGCUCCGCCCGGUGCUUGAGGACAGAAGAUGCCCAGGCAGUUCCUCUGCCCAGUGUUCGGCUCGUCACUGUGGUUGGCACUGAUACUCCAGUCUCUCAUUUCCUCCGCCGCUACCUACAGGAGACCAGUGUCCGGAGGGAAGAGACAGAGCUUUCUGGAGAGAACCUUGAUUUUACUGGACGUGAAUACUCGAAGCCCGGUGAAAGUUUUGAAUGACAACUUCCUCUCGUUGCAGUUGGAUCCAUCUAUCGUAAAGGAUGGCUGGCUGGACUUCUUAAGCUCCAAGCGGUUAGUCACUCUGGCACGGGGACUCUCUCCAGCUUAUUUGAGGUUUGGGGGCAAACGGACCGACUUUCUCCAGUUUCAUAACCUGAAGAAUCUUGCAAAGUUUAGAGGGCCUGGACCAGACUAUUACCUCAAAAACUAUGAAGAUGACAUAGUGCGCAGUGACUUCGCUCUGGACAAACAAAAGGGUUGCAAGCUGGCCAGCCACCCAGACAUGAUGCUGGAACUGCAGCGGGAGAAAGCGGCUCAGAUGCAACAGGUCUUGUUGAAAGAACAGCUCUCCAACAUCUACAGCGAUGUCACAUUAACAGCCAGGUCUUUAGACAAACUUUACAACUUUGCCGACUGCGCGGGACUGCACCUGAUCUUUGGGCUGAAUGCCUUGCACAGAAACCCUGACAACUCAUGGAACACCUCCAGUGCUCUGAGUCUGCUCAAAUACAGCGCCGGCAAAAAAUACAACAUCUCCUGGGAGCUCGGCAAUGAGCCCAACAGUUACCGCACAAUGGCUUCUCGAUCAGUCAACAGCUCUCGCCUGGCUCAGGAUUACUCUCUUCUGAAGACGUUACUGCAGUCGGUGCGUUUCUACAGCCGAGCAAACCUCUACGGGCCCAACAUUGGCCGUCCUCGAAAAAAUGCAAUCCUGUUACUAGAUGGGUUUAUGAAAAACGGUGGUUCUGUGGUUGACGCAGUAACGUGGCAACAUUACUACAUUGACAGGCGGGUGACCAAAGUAGAAGACUUCAUGAAGACAAGACUUCUGGACACCCUGUCUGAGCAGAUUACCAAGGUGUUGAAGAUUGUUCAAACUCAUGCUCCAGAGAAGCGUGUGUGGCUGGGUGGAGUUGGUCCAGCUUGGGCAGGGGGCACCAAUAAUUUAUCCGACACAUUUGCUGCUGGUUUUCUGUGGCUCAACACUCUCGGUAUCGCCGCAGCUCAUGGAAUUGAUGUUGUGCUCCGACAUUCUUUUUUUGAUUAUGGAUACAACCACCUCGUCGACCAGCACUUCAACCCUUUACCUGAUUACUGGUUAUCUCUGCUCUUUAAACGUCUGGUGGGCCCGAGGGUGCUUGCGGUGCACGUCGCAGGUCUCCAGAGGAAACCACACCCUGGACGGGUGAUCCGGGACAAACUCCGCAUCUAUGCGCACUGCACCAGCUUUCACAAUCACGAUUAUGUCAGAGGGUCCAUAACCAUCUACAUCAUCAACCUGCAUCGCUCACGGAAAAAAAUCAAGCUGGCCGGGACUUUACGAAAUAAAACUGUUCACCAAUACCUGUUACAGCCCUUCGGCACAGAUGGACUUCACUCCACGUCUGUGCAGCUGAACGGAGAGCCCUUGCGUAUGGUGGACAAUGAGACGUUCCCUGAGCUGAAGCCACGGACACUCAGGGCAGGAAGAACGAUAGCCAUGCCACCUGUAUCUAUCGGCUUCUACGUCAUCAAGAAUAUUAAUGCCUACGCCUGCCGCAGAUAACACACACUGACCGACCUCAGACCAUCCUCGUGGCCUUCUCCUCUUUUUAUAAGCCCACAGAGACGUAGAAAAGACUCCUUGGUUCAAGCAAGGGUUGCACUGAAUGCUUCCAACAACAUUUCUCCUCUUUUUUUAACCACAAGAAAAGCUCGACUUGUGGAAAGUGAAUGUAUUUUGGUUGCCCUUUUGUGGGGGUUUUUGUCGCUUUCGGUUGCAGGAGUGUAGUGAAGUCUCACGGUGCUUCACGGAGAGCUUUGUAAUCCGAUGUUGAGGACCAGCGUAGGCUAUGAACCCAGCGCCAGUGUGCGGGUUCAGAUGCUGUGCGGCGAUUAUGAAGUAGAUCGAUCAGAAUCGGUCCUUUUUCACAUUUUCUGCGGUAAUUUUGUGGGAAAAUCUGUGCAAUGAGGUUGAACAUGGUAAAAUGUGUUAAACAGAUAUGACAGCACUACAUUCUCAUUGGUAGCUAGAAACAUUAUCAGAUUAGCCAAAAUAUUUUAAUGAUGAAAAUGCACAGGACGCAAGCGACAGCCGUUUCAAUUCUCCGGAGUUCUGUGGGUGCGGAUUCUGUGUGGGCCUGUCUGUCAGCUUAAUGUGAUUUAGCCGAGUAGGACGUGUUCCUGGAUCAACAUCCUUGUUGGUUCUUAAACAACAUUCCAGCUUGACAGCCAAUCAGAUUUUAGGGUUAGAUUUAAGGGACUUGAAUAUUGUUCUUUCAACCAAUCAUUUUAGAGGUAGGUUAUGCUUAGGGCUGCAAGUCUUAGAACUAUUAUUGCUGUUUCAGGACCAAAAAAGGAGGUCAAUCCUGCUAAAUCACAUUGUAAAAUUACAGUUUGAUCUGAAUUACAUCUCUCUUGUGUACUUUUUUGGAUUCUGGAGUCUAAAGCCACUCAAAAGGCACAGGGCCAAAUCUUGAUCCGUAAUCUUUCUUUUUCAUUGCAGGACAGUAAAUAUAAGCCUCCUAUUUAAAGCCAUCUUUAUAACUUUUAACACUGACCUUGUCCUAAAAAACAGCUUGCAGUCUUGGGUUCUCUCUUUUUUUUUUUUGUUCGGUUGCUGCUUUAUUAUUUCAAACUGUAUGACGAUGAAGGUACUACGGACAGAUAUACAGAUAUUUUCUAAAACAUCCUUAUAUUUUAUUGCAAAAUUAGAUAGGAAUCACAUAACACAAUCUUUAUGCAAUCUUUAUCGGUUCUCUGAGAAAUACUGCUUUAUAUUUAUAAUGUUUACAUGUUUGAUUUCCCGUUGUAGCUCAGACUCUUUUGAAGCUGAAAGGAAAGAGUAGGGAGUUUUUGAAGGCAUCGUUUUGCUUUAUGAAGAACUGUGUAUCAUAAAGUCGUUGCAGAGCUCAGGAAAUUAACUUGUCCAUUAGCAUCAUGUCCAAAGUUUUUUUUUUUUUUUUUUUUGCUAUAACAUUGUGAACCUGAGCUUAGUUCUCCAGAUUUCUUCUGCUAUAUUAACACUACCUUACUCUGUGUUGAUACUGGGGCCCUGGAAGGUGUUAGAUAAUUAAGCCACACUUGAAAAUGUAAAUACUUUUAGACAUUAUAUCAGUUCAAGUGGUAUUUAUUUUUCAAGCAAUACAUUUCACAAAUAUUAAUUUGUCAAGUCAUUUAAAAAGCAAUUGCAAAAAUGGCAAAGACAAGUAUCGUACAUUCUGAAAAAAAUCCCAUUUGGCUUGAUAUUCUGUCUUUUUUUGUUUUUGAAAACAUUUUAAGUGUCGCCAAAUUGUGCAUAUACUUUUAGGGCCACUAAUAAAUCCCAUGUACAGCGAUUAAGUUUUUGCUGCUAGCUGCCUUAAGUAAAAUUAAGCAAGAUGAGUGACAAAUGUUUUUGUACAGGUACAAACUUUUUUAUAUUAAUAAAUGUACAUACAAUUGGUUUUCGAUUUAAAUGGUGUGCUUCCUCGCUCUAUAAAAAUUAUUUAUAUAAAUGUAUAUGUGUGGUUAUGAGUGUUUGUGUGUGUGUGUGUGUGUGUGUGUGUGUGUGUGUGUAUAAAAACAGUUGACUUUUGUCCACAUUGGCAGAUAAUUAUAUUGUACUUUUUGUAAAACAUACAGCAGAGACUGAUUUUAAUGUUUAGCAAGGAAACUGCCCUUUGAAUUUCAAAUAUAUUGAGUUUCUCACAGUAUGCACACUUGUGUAUCACAAUGUUUUACAUUGUAUAUUCUUUGGUCACUCAUUCACAAUGCAAAAAAUAUCGAUUCAGCUUUCAAACGGUUUAUAUGAAUUCUGUAAUGUUGUUGUUUUUUGUUUUUUUUUCCUUUCCUCGGGCUUGGUUAUGGCAGCGUUUGAUUUUCCAGGGUCAAUAAUUCUGUUAGCAUCAUAAUAUUUCCUUAGAUUUGGAAGACUCUGUUGUGAUUUUAGAGCUUUAUAGGGUCUUUGAUUUGUAAAAUGACACUUUCACAAGCUAUUUUCCUCCUUGAAUGUGUUUAUUGCAAAUUUAGAGUUGUUAAUAUUUUUUCAGUU
This is a messenger RNA of Onychostoma macrolepis, 4853 nucleotides long. RefSeq names its product heparanase 2 (gene hpse2). Gene Ontology annotation, molecular function: hydrolase activity, acting on glycosyl bonds. The record is from RefSeq and is a predicted model, not a curated record. Gene Ontology annotation, cellular component: extracellular matrix; membrane. NCBI's taxonomy places the organism in Eukaryota, Metazoa, Chordata, Actinopteri, Cypriniformes, Cyprinidae. The coding region runs from base 654 to 2387 and encodes 577 amino acids. The transcript has 13 exons.